AUCAUGUUCAACUAGUCAAUGCUCAAACCCAAAUCUCACAUGAACACCCGGGCACUUUUUUGUUGCAUGCAGUUCCUAUAUAUAUAGCGGAGCAGGCAGCAUUGCUUCCCCAUCACAACAUAUCAUAAAAUCUCCCUACAAAGCUCUCUUAACAACCACAUCUUCUCUCUCCAUCAACAGGAAUAUCAUUUUCCAGCAAUGCCUCCAAGUUUCAUUUCUCUCCUUCUUCUUCUCCUGAGCUCUUUGUUAUUAAUCUCAGAAGCUCGUCCUCUGAAUGUUGCCCAGUCACUCGGCCGUGGAAACAAAGAGAUUGAGGUCUUUUUAAAUGGAUUUUACAUUAAAAACGGUGGUCCUAGCUCCGGAGGAAAAGGACACAUGUAUACUAAUGCUCAAAGUCUUGGAUGGAUCAAGAACUCUGGUCAAUCCACUCCCGGCCAGGGACACUAUUACACUACUAGUGCUCCUCAAACUCUUGGAGGGAUCAAGCACCCUGGUCCGUCCACUCCUGGUCAGGGAAAUUAUUACACCACUAGCGCCCCUCGAACACUUGGAGGGAUUAAGCACUCUGGUCCAAGUCCUGGUCAGGGGAACUACUAUACCACUGGUGCUUCUCGAACAUAUGGAGGGAUCAAGCACUCUGGUCCAAGCCCUAGAGGUCCGGGAAACUGA
Messenger RNA from Hevea brasiliensis (rubber tree), 669 nucleotides. RefSeq lists its product as uncharacterized. The record is from RefSeq and is a predicted model, not a curated record. Gene Ontology annotation, biological process: regulation of developmental process; innate immune response. NCBI's taxonomy places the organism in Eukaryota, Viridiplantae, Streptophyta, Magnoliopsida, Malpighiales, Euphorbiaceae. The coding region runs from base 199 to 669 and encodes 156 amino acids. The transcript has a single exon.